Daldinia vernicosa is the source of this 986-nucleotide messenger RNA. RefSeq lists its product as uncharacterized. The record is from RefSeq and is a predicted model, not a curated record. NCBI's taxonomy places the organism in Eukaryota, Fungi, Ascomycota, Sordariomycetes, Xylariales, Hypoxylaceae. Bases 596 to 778 code for a protein of 60 amino acids. The transcript has a single exon.
CGUAUUUGUAUCUAAUGCUAUGUUAUUUAAAGAUCAAAACUCUCAGACCUUCGACGGGAAAAAGCCAUAAAGUUUUGUCUUAUUCGCAUAUGGUCAAGCAUGGAUUAGUUUGCUUUCGACCCUGAUCAGGUGUGAGUGCAACAGGGAUAUUCCUUACAACCUCUCACGCGUCUAAGCACGUCUCUGCGUCUACGUCUUUGCGAAGGCGGGGCAAUCUUAGCAAGUGAACACACUCUCCGCUCGACGCCGUGUUUGACGACGAGGCGGAUAGGUUCUCUUUCCCCCAAAUCUCUACGUUAGUAAAACACACCCCCUAGACAAGAUAUAUGCUUCAUCAGUUUAACAAAGAGAAUGGCUACGAAUGAUCAAUAAGCUUAUUCUAGAAUCCAUUCGACCGUCAGUGGGACUAGAUUGACUCGGUAUACUACCUAAGGUACAUAAUGUUAAACGCGACGCUUGACACAUUGGUUUUGACUUGGUCGAAUACCACCACAUCUGCAGCUUUCUUUUGACAGGACCACUUCUCAACCAGACUUUUUCCCUUCUCAAGUCUGAUUAUUACACUACAUUGGCUCAAUAGCCCUGGAAGCGGCUGAUGGGUACCUGCAAGUACAGACCUGCAUGUCCCUGGGUUUGGUAUUUAAUGGUACCUAGUGCUUGGGUUGCGGGUAUGCAAUGUGUGAGCGGCACUUCUUUUCUGUCUCUGCUCAUCUUCACCUCGUUCGAAGUUGCAUCAGUUGUUUGCUAUGUAUUAGCUCUCGGGGAUCGACUGCGCUAACAAGGGGCUUAGCCAACUACGUGCGUACGGCUUCCAACUCUUGUUGAUUACGAUACGUAUAAGAGGGUCGAUAUAUGACCACUAUUGAAUAAUGAGAGACAUAAUUACGGUCCGUCACGAGGUUUUAAUUUCACAUUGCUUCGUGAUGCUUAGUGAAACUAUUUUCUUUAAUGUAUUAAGGUAGUUAAUAGAUACCUAAUAUACUUGA